UUGCCUAGCUUUCUUCACUCGUAGAAAUCUCAUAAGACACACACAUGCCUGUCAUCUAAAGGACGUCAUCCCAUCCUAAAGGUGCUGAUCUGGCUUGGUAUUCCUCUCCUCUGCUGCCUUUGCCUUUGAGCAGCCUUGAGGAGAGCCUGCAGGGAAAGGAAAAAGAGAAGAAAAAGCGAUAAAGAGAGGGAGAGAGAAAGAGAGAGAGCUAAAGAGAGUGAGAGAGAACAAGAAAGAGAGAGAGAGACUUGAGCUGGUGACAGAGCUUGUAGCCUGCUGUUUUUCAACCAGAGGCUGAGCAGAGUUAGUGCCUUCCCCAGUGAUUAAAAGGGAGACAGAAAGAUCAGUGAGCUGUGAACAGUACAGCUCAGUACCUCUGCCUCAUUGCUGACAUGAUCACAUCGUAAGUGAAAAAAAAGAGUUUCUUCUCUCCACGACCUCUCCACGGCUACUGCUCCGGAACACAGCAUCCACAGACACAGCAUCACAAGCCCCCGACCUCUCUCUCCGGAGUAUUCCUGAUUGUUGAUCCACUGGCACAGGGCUGCUGUUUUGAUUGGCUGACGAGUCUCUCUACUCUCUGGUGAAAGAAGUCCCGUUGCCCUGCUGAGUCUCUCAGUGAGGAGCAUGUGGUGAGGGCUAUGUCGCUGGAGAUGGAGAAGAGUGUCACCAAGUUGAUGUACGACUUCCAGCGGAACUCCACCUCAGACGACGACUCAGGCUGCGCCCUGGAGGAAUACGCCUGGGUGCCCCCUGGUCUCAGCCCUGAGCAGGUGCAUCAGUACUACAAUUCUUUACCAGAGGACAGGGUGCCGUAUGUGAACAGCCCCGGAGAGAAGCAUCGAAUCAAACAGCUGAUUCACCAGCUGCCCCCGCACGACAACGAGGUCCGAUACUGCAACACGCUGGACGACGAGGAGAAGAGGGAGCUCAAGCUCUUCAGCAACCAGAGGAAGAGAGACAACUUGGGCCGAGGCAGUGUUCGCCCUUUCCCGCUGUCCAUCAGUGGGGCCAUUUGUGAACAGUGCGGGGGGCAGAUAAAUGGGGGCGACAUCGUGGUGUUUGCGUCCCGGGUGGGCCAUGGCCUAGUGUGGCACCCUCACUGCUUCGUGUGCAACAUGUGCGAGGAGCUCCUGGUGGACCUCAUCUACUUCCACCAGGAAGGGAAGAUCUACUGCGGCCGGCACCACGCAGAAAGGCUCAAGCCCCGCUGCUGUGCCUGCGAUGAGAUUAUCUUUGCGGAUGAAUGCACAGAGGCGGAGGGCAGACACUGGCACAUGAAGCACUUCUGCUGCUAUGAAUGUGAGGCUCCGCUGGGUGGCCAGCGGUACAUCAUGAAAGAUGGACGUCCACACUGCUGCAACUGCUUUGAGUCCCUGUACGCAGAGUACUGUGACGCCUGUGGUGAACACAUAGGCAUCGACCAGGGUCAGAUGACAUACGACGGGCAACACUGGCACGCCACAGAGGAGUGUUUCUGCUGCGCCCGCUGUAAGCGUUCUCUCCUGGGGCGCCCCUUCCUGCCCAAACAGGGGCAGAUCUACUGCUCGCGCUCCUGCAGCGCCGGACAGGACCCAGAUGAGUCUGACUCCUCCGACUCGGCCUUCCAGAGUGCCCGCUCCCGUGAGUCCCGCCACAGCACCAAGAUCCUGAAGCCGGAACGUCGGAAUGCCGAGCAGGAGCGCCGCCAGCCAGCGCCCAUGCCUGACCGGCUGUCGGUCGAGGUGGACCCCCUGUCUAUCCAGAUGGACCGUCUGAGCCUCGGCUCCAGCCAGACGCCUAGCCGCACUCCCAGCAGGACCCCCAGUCGCACCCCUAGUCUCAACCAGGUGUGGAUGAGCCGGGACGAGCCUUACCCACCGGCCUAUGAGGCGGCCUACGAGGGCUGCCAGCGGGACCCUUCUCCAACACCCACACCAUUGCUCCUGGGCCCAUGUAACCCCAGGCAGGGCUACAGCCCCAAACCCCACAACCCCCACCCCCCAGCCCAGAGUCCUGUCAACCCGGGGAAAAGGCCAGAGUCCUGGGCUAAAGAGCAGGGGAACACCAAGCGGACGCCCAUGGCGGCACUGAGGGGCCAGUCCUUCCAGGAUAACUGGAUCCAUCACAGCCAGGAUGAGUUCCGGCCACCCAAGCUGAGGACCCAGAUGAGCUUCAAUGAGGCUUCCAGCCAAGGCCAGGGCUUCACGGACAAGAGGAGCAUCAGCCUGCAUGGCUUCCAGAGGGAUGGCAGACCGCCGCUGACCAGGACGAGGAACGCCAUGAGCAACGGCAUGAGCUUCACGGAGCCCCUCACCCCGCUGGAACAAACCCCCCGGGGAUCCAUGGAUUCUCUGACCAUGUCCAAUGCCACAGGUAACUCUCUGGAUGGGGUCAGUAAGCGUCAGGAGCAUCUGUCUCGGUUCUCUAUGCCGGACCUAAGUAAGGACUCUGGGAUGAAUGUGUCUGAGAAGAGCAACAUUGUUGGUUCCGCCGUCCAGUUCCACAGCUCUGAGUCCCUGACCUCUUCUCGACCUUACGGGAACCUGAAUGCCCCUGUGCAUUUGGGCUACCCGCUGGGAUACUGGGACACCCCCCAGCCCCUGGCCUUUGAGGGUAAAGGUCGCAUUGGCCUGAUGGGGAGCAGUGGUAACCUCCGCAUGACCCCCAUGAGUGAGAGGACCCCACGCCGUCGUCCGAACCUCCCGGAGCCCGUCCCGCAGCAGCAGCCCACGCAACCGCGGCGACGCAAGCACCGCACCAGCGACGGAAACGGCAACCGGCGGAGCAGCGGCCGCCACCAUCACCGGCGCUCCCGACGCUCCCGCUCCGACAACGCUCUGCACCUGGCGGCCGACCGGCACGUGAUGGAACCGCCGCACCGUCGCGUUCAGGAGGACUACGACCGCUUCCCCACCGGCCGCACGCGGGACCUGUUCGAGGCGGGGGGCAUGGGCGGUUACAGACAGCAGCCUUAUCGGCCCUGCCCACGGACCACCUCGGACCUCACCCUGCACAACGCGGCAGGGAGCGGGGGGAUGCAGCCUUUGGGCCUCGGGGGGCCGUAUUUGGCCGGAGACGGGUACGGGGACGGGGCCGAUCCCUGGUGCUCCAGCUGCUCCUCAUCCUCCGAGUCCGAAGAAGACGAGGGCUACUUCCUGGGCGAGCCCAUUCCCAGGCCCGUACAGCUGCGCUACCUCAACAACGAGGAGCUGCGGCACAGAUACAGUCCCACGGGGAUGGCGGCCCACCACGGACCCGUACACGGAGGAAGUCACGGGCAGCUGCACGGACAGCUACACAUGCGCCAGAGGAGGAAGAGCAAGAACUGCACCAUCUCAUAGAGAAAGAGAGAGUGGGAGGGAGGGACGGAGAGAAUGAGGGAAAGCCAGAAAGAAAGGAGAGGGAGUGGGAGGGUGAGAGAGAAUGGAAAACAGUAUCUGUCAGCGAGAGAGAGAGAGAGGCCUAUAUAUAUUUGAUGUGUUUGUUACACAACUGACUCUACAAAGAGUGGGGGGGUAUUUGUGUGCACCUACACAGUAUGAUCUAAUCAGAACAGGAAGCCUGCAGUGGACUUACACAACUUCAGUGUUUACAAUGACUGACAUGGAGUCAGGUGACUAACCAUUGACACAAAUAUUACAAUCGUUUUGCUAUAUAUAGCCAGAGAAAGGUUAUGGUAAAUAAUAACUGUAUGUGUGUAUGCACGUGUGUGUAUGCCUGUGUGUGAGAGUGAGAGUGAGAGAGAGAACGCAUGUGUGAGACCCUUCUAUGAUCUUGCGGUCAUUCCAAAAACAUGGGACAUAUUCAUAAAAUUUUACUGCCAUAGUAAAUUUAGCAGCCGUCUUUUCAAACCAGUUAAACAUUUAUAGGAAUCCGAUUUUAUGCAUGCAUGAUGUUCAUUAUGUCAACAAGGCAUAAAUUAGUACAGCAAAUAGUUGCAAUUCAUGCUGGAAUAGUUUUCUGUCUUGAAAUAGAGGGUAUAAAUUCACCAUGUCUGUAAAGUUUAAUGAACCCUCCCAAACAGCUCUGUUUCAAAGAAAUAUUAGUACACAACUCCAAGAGCUCCAAAAUGCUUAUGUAUUUCCGGGACCUUGGAAAACCACAAGAGCGGAGCUUCUCAUUCCAUUGACCAGCCAAUGACUCAUAAUCCCUCCUUUACUUACUGAAGAGUACCAAAAACUGCUUGGCACCCAUCGUUGCCCUCCAAAAUCAGUCCAGCUGGCAGCGUCAUUGUGGAUGAUGUGUGCUAGAUUCCAUAAUGUUUUGUCGUUUACCUCAGUGGAAACCAAGAGCUGAUGGAUCUGACAGGACAGUUGGCUAAUCGAAUGUGUUAUCACCCUAUAUGAAAUAGCCUGUCGAUACGCGACCACAGCCUGCGUUGGGCACUACACAGCCUACUGCCAUGCUCAGCUCUUCUCUCUGCGCUUCCCAAGGACAGCUUUAGCCUCUGCUCCUUGGCCAUUCAGGCACAGUAAAGUCUCGUAUGGUCCCGUUAUCCCCUGCGCCAUGCUUUGUUUUUCGACGUUAUAACGCCACUGCUAGAUUCAUAAUACAAAUUAUAAUAAUACCUGUUGAAUGUAUAUAACAGUAAAAAAUGUUAUUUAAGUUGGAUGUAGUAAUGUAAAUGUUCUGUACAUAAUGGUCCUAAAUAUUUAUAUAUUUUGUAACUACAGAAUCAUUAUUUGUAUAACAUGGUGUAGAGAUAGAAAAGGCUUGCAUGUUCAUUUGUUGAUGUCGUGUCAUCAGUAUUAAAGUGGAUUUUAAUUAAC
This is a messenger RNA of Esox lucius (northern pike), 4751 nucleotides long. RefSeq names its product prickle-like protein 2. Lineage: Eukaryota; Metazoa; Chordata; Actinopteri; Esociformes; Esocidae. The record is from RefSeq and is a predicted model, not a curated record. Gene Ontology annotation, molecular function: zinc ion binding. The transcript has 10 exons. Bases 642 to 3323 code for a protein of 893 amino acids.